Messenger RNA from Mesorhabditis spiculigera, 2862 nucleotides. Lineage: Eukaryota; Metazoa; Nematoda; Chromadorea; Rhabditida; Rhabditidae. The record is from the annotation of a GenBank genome assembly.
AUGCGGUGGCCCCUUCUGCUGUUGUCACUACUGGCCCUCCGCGCAUGCGCCUCCGAGGUCGAGCUCGACGAGGAAGAGGGAGCACGAGAAGACUGGAUCGACCCGAACGAUCCGACAUUCCAUCUCAAAAUCUCGUCCCCGGGCUCGGCGUUACAGGCCAGUUGUGAGGCGACGAGCCCCGUCGAGCCGACCCUGAAACUGAUCUUGAGAAGCCUUUUCCGACAGAUGCAUGUGGCGCCAGCACAAAAGGUUGGCUUCUAUCGGGUUGUCUCAGCGCAGCUCAGCGACUACGAUGUGGCGGUAAUCGAUGAAUAUUUGGAAGCACCCAUCAGCACGCCAGUGCAACGAGACAAUGUCCGCAAUAUCAUCGCCAACAUCUUCCAAAUCGUCGACCUUGGACUCGAUAGCCCAUCGAAAUGGCAAAUAUUCAUCCGAAUGUUCGAGCCAUGGCUCGCUCCGCUGAACUUGCUCGUUGCCCUGCUGGCCUUCGUGUUCUUCCUGACGCGAUUGUUCUCACGCGGAAGUCUACUGAAAAUUCUGUUGCUCAUAAUCUUCGUUGUCUCGCUGUUCACCUCCUACAAUCGAAUGUAUCAAGAGAAGAUGGCCGAGCGGAUUGCGGAGUCGAUGAAACGUGACGACGCUUGCAAGCCACAAGGUCUCUUCACCAGCACGCUGUCGUACUUGAAGAACAUCGUCCAGGUCCAACGGAAAAGCGAAUGCCUCAAAUUCAUCGAAGCCCAGACGGUAUCCGUGAUUUUCGAGAUAAGCCCGAUGGAUGUCCUCUUCGAUGUCAUUGGAAACAGCUUCUUUUCCCUGAUGGAGCACUUUGCGGCACGUCUCAAUAGAGCCACCCUCGCCCUCUUUGAUGGAUUACCUAUACACCUCCAAAUCGGACUGGGAAUUGGUGUGCCGGUGAUGUCCCUGAUUGUCUUCCUGUUCGGCGUCGUGCAGUACAGGAUUGGCUUCUUUGGUAUUAGGUUCGAGCCAGCCAAUGCUAACAACGGCGUGAUUGGGCAGAUUGGAAAUGCUGUCGGAAACGUCAUCGAAGCCCUCGAUCCGGCACGCCUUCGGCUACCCAUCGCUACAUGCACCUGUUCUGCGAGGACAGCUGAUUGUGUGGUGCACAGUUUCGAAUGUGGUGCCUUCCCACAGAUUGAUCUGAAUCGAGGAAAGCCACCAGCGCUGCCAAAACAAGACGUCAAUUUACGGCGUCCCGAUGGGCUUUGGGCAAACGCUCCGACGACCGAUGGCGUCGACCCAUCUUCACCCGAAGAGCAGAUGCGCAACAUCAACCAAAGCAUAGAACGCUUUCUCUCCGUUGGCGACAACGUGACUGCGCUGUAUUGGAUCGACGUCCAAUUCGCGACACAACGGCAAGACGGAGAAUCGUAUGUCUACAUGGCGCAGUACGUACAGAAUCUAUCCCGUGUCGGCGCAUGGGAGCGAGUGAUUACAUUCACAGAAGAGCGUCUACUCCAUGAAACCCAUCUACUCUUCGCUUACUUCUACAUUUCGGCAUUAUCAAACUUGAAGCUCUUUUCCACAAUAAUGAACGCGAAAAUUGGGCAUUUGAUCGAACUCGAAGCCGAAGAUCUGAAUUUCGAAAAGGAAUCGCCAAUCCCGCUACGUUUCCCGGUGAUAGCGCCCUAUAUGCAACGGACGGACAUUCGCGAGUUGACUGCAGAAGAAAAAACCUAUCUGGACGAGAAGUCGAAAGAGUUGCGGCUGCUUUCCGCGUUCCUCUGCCGCCUCGGAAAGGCGUUCCUCGCUGUCGAAAAUCGCACGGCAGCUCUGCGCUUCAUUUGGACAGCCUGGUUGCGCGACAAGUACAACAUGGAAGCCGAGGAGCUCAUCAACCGCUACAAUUUUGCAGAGGGCAAGAAACGCCAGCAGCAGUGGGAGAAAUUUAUCAAUCGUCGCACAUACCACUCUCCUCCGAACGAUCCGCGAUCUCUAUUCGUCCAAGCGCAGCAGCAGUUUGCAAACAACAACGUGAAGGCCGCCUACAACUACACGAAACUGAUCAUGAACCACUAUGGAAUUUAUAAGCCGGCUUUGUUGAUUCACGUGAACUGCGCGGUGUCGCUGAAGGACACCAAAACACUUUUCACGCUGGCACACGAUCUGGUUGAUCGCAGCCCCCACGAUGAGAUUUCCUGGUAUACGGUGGCCCUCUAUUACUUUGUGAUCGGCAACAAUGCGACGGCCAAGAAUUUUAUGAAUAAAACGACGAUGAUGAAUCGCGCUUUUGGAGAGGCGUGGGUCGCCUUUGGCCAUAUUCUAUCGGCCGAAAAUGAGCACGAGCAAGCGAUGAAUUGCUACUUGAAGGCUCUUCGUCUACUCGACCGGCAUCAAGAUCUAUUCGUUUUUCUGGCAAUGGAAUACUGCCGAACAAACAACGUUAAAUGGGCCAUGGAUUUCUUGAAGGACCCACAACUUUACCCACAGGGUGCCGAAGGAGCAAAACCAAGCCCGUACCGGGAACACGAACGCGGUUGUGUCCACUAUACCCAGAAACAAUGGAGUCCUGCCUUGAGCUCCUUCACGCGUGCCCUUCGCACGAUAAACCCAGAAGCUAUCGAAAAGAAUGGGAAAUAUGUCAAGGAUCAAAUAAUGCAAAUCGACACCUUCUGGGAGCCGUUGAUCAGCAAUAUGGCCCAUGUGCAGCGACGCAUCGGCAAUUACGAUCAGGCGCUGAUUUUGUAUGAGUGUGCCAGCCUUCUCCACUCGGAACGGGAACAAACGGUGAUCGGACACGGAUUGGCGUUGGCCUCAAUGGGCGAUCUCGAUUCAGCUCUCCACAAGAUUCACCGCGCCCUGUCUAUCAAUCCCUACAAUAUUGCAAGUUAUUGCUUAUUUUUC